UGCCCAACAUCCGGCCAGGCUCCGACCCGGACCUCAACCUCGUCGAGGGACACUACAAGUUUGGCAGCUCGACCUCGCCCAACACCAGCGAGGCGCCGCACGACCCCUUCCGGUCUCCCACGGUGGCCACUACUGCCUCGCCAACAGAGGCAUUCCCCUUCAGAUCACCCGAGCAGCGACGAGAGAAGCUGUCGCUCGAUGUCUCGCGGUGGAAGUUGACCUCGGCCUCUCCCGAACAAACGUCACUGCCGCUGGUGUCCCCGACGGCGAUGGAGCAAUCCCCGACUCACGGCGGGAACCUGUGGAAGCUGCUCGGGGUCCAUGCCGGAGAGAGCGGCGAUCCCAGUGGCAUCGGCGGCAUUCUGGAUUCGCCGACCAAGGCCCUGGCGUUCUUCUCCGAGAGGUGAGAGCGAUACUCUGAAUCGGGCAGGCGCGGUCGCCAAAACACCACCAAGGCCCCGCCCGUUCGCCGUUAGGAAGUCUUUGCUCGCCGUCUCGAUCGUCGCUGUUGGUCGCCAAAGUGGCUACCAUAUCGCCCCAUCCUAUCCAUGCCUCGGUCCUCUCGCUUUGUCUGUCUGUCUGUCUGUCUAUCUCUUUCUAUCUGUCUGUUUCCCUAUCGGUCUGUCUGUUUCUCUAUCGGUCUGUAUUUCCUCCAUCGGUAUGUGUGCUUUCUCCCUACUCUCAAUGUCUGCUGCAUCUUGAUGGCAGUAUCUCGAGCCGCGCAGGUGUAUCAAUAAAAAAAUGAAUGGCAGCUUGUUCAGAACGAGCCGAGGCAGCAUUGUCCCAUUUGACUCGACAGCGCACCUCACCUCAUCACCGUCUGCCUGCGCGCCUGGUGACUCAUCGCGACACCUCGGGGAGAUUUGUGCGGUUACGGGACUGCCUGAAAAAGCAGAGGCUGCCGAUGCGACGAUGCAUGCCAAACCUCCAUGCCUGCCAAACCUCCUUGCCUGCAUGCGGGAUCCGGGAGUGCGGUGGAUAGCCACGGUGACCGAUAGACGAGCGCUCCUCCCCACACAUGGGCAUCACAGCCAGACGCAGGCACGUCGACGACGGAUCGUCACCCUUAUCUGGUUCGAGCCGCCACUCGAACCGGCCGCCGCCGCUUUUUUUCGCCC
Messenger RNA from Polychytrium aggregatum, 1118 nucleotides. RefSeq lists its product as uncharacterized. The transcript has a single exon. The record is from RefSeq and is a predicted model, not a curated record. NCBI's taxonomy places the organism in Eukaryota, Fungi, Chytridiomycota, Chytridiomycetes, Polychytriales. The coding region runs from base 322 to 702 and encodes 126 amino acids.